Molecule: messenger RNA, 150 nt
Organism: Heterostelium album PN500
Lineage: Eukaryota; Evosea; Eumycetozoa; Acytosteliales; Acytosteliaceae
Exons: 1
Coding region: 1-150 (49 amino acids)
Source: RefSeq, a predicted model, not a curated record
AUGGAGGCUUUCAAUAUUAUAAACACUGGUGGAAUUGAAAUGCCUUUAUCGAAUUUACAUUCAAAGUAUCGUGUGAUUGUUGAGAAUCUUCUUGGUAGAAGCAAAGUAUUCAAAUGUCUUUCUGAAUGUUUAGAUACCCGGGUAGAUUGA